Pyricularia pennisetigena is the source of this 618-nucleotide messenger RNA. RefSeq lists its product as uncharacterized. Gene Ontology annotation, molecular function: carbon-nitrogen ligase activity, with glutamine as amido-N-donor. The record is from RefSeq and is a predicted model, not a curated record. The transcript has a single exon. Gene Ontology annotation, cellular component: mitochondrion. Lineage: Eukaryota; Fungi; Ascomycota; Sordariomycetes; Magnaporthales; Pyriculariaceae. Bases 1 to 618 code for a protein of 205 amino acids.
AUGUCAGCCACAACAAGUCUGUCAAGGCAAGCACUCGCCCGUGCUUGGAAACAGGCGCCUUUGCGCUCCACGGCAUUCCGCACAUCCUUCUUCGCCAGGCACAACGCCGCCAGCCAUGUCUGUGCCUACUCGACCGAAGCUCCCCCUCCGCCGCUGCUGGCACAACUCAAGGGCGACCUCAAGGGCGCCAUGAGGGCAAAGGACGCGCCGCGCCUGGCCGUCCUCCGCUCGGUGCUAGCCGCGACGCUCAACGCCAGCAAGACAGGCACACCAAUCACCACCGACGCCGCCCUGGUCGCUCUCCUGCGCAAGACGGCCCGGUCGUACCAGGAAGCCGCCGACGGGUUCCACGCCGCCAACCGUCCGGAUCUGGCCGAGAAGGAGGAGGCGCAGAUCAAGAUCCUCGACGAGUACUCGGCAAAAAGCGGCAUCGAGACCGUCGGCGAGGAGGGACUCAGGGCCAUUGUCCGGGCUGCCAUUGAAGGCCUGCCGGCCGACAAGAUCAAGAAUAUUGGCGAGAUCAUGAAGACAGUGCUCCGUCCUGAUGGCCCUCUGGCUGGCAAGGAUUUCGAGAAGUCCGAGGUAGCGAAGAUCGUCAAGGAGGAAGCAAGUACAUGA